AUGGCAAAGCUAUCGAAUCCCUUCGCGUUCACAAGAGGUCCCGUUACUAUCAUUGCCACUUUGAUUUAUCUUGCAAUCAUCGUUACCCUCGUUGUUAUUCAGACCAGUGUCCCCUCCCCACCAAAGUCACCCACUCCCAUCCAUGGCAUCAACUUGACAGAAGCCUGGCAGGACCUGCAGCUCCUUUCCUCAUCCUACCAUCCCUACAACAGUCGACAAAAUGACCACGUCCACAGCUGGCUGCUGGCCAGGAUACGAUCUAUUAUUGCAGACAACACUGCAGCCCUGAAAUCCUCAAAUUCAACUCCUAUUGCACAUGUCUUUGAAGACAAUACCUCCAACUUGACCAUGUCCUCCAGCGGGAUUCCACCUGCCCCGGGAGUGAGCGUCUAUUUCGAAGGCACCAAUAUCAUCGUCUAUGUUCCAGGCUCCGAAGACGAUCAAAAACAAUGGUGGAAAGACCCAAACGGAAAACCUUCUUCUCGACAAGCGGUUCUUGUCAAUGCUCACUAUGACAGCGUCUCAACAGGUUUUGGUUCGACUGAUGACGGAGUGGGAGUCGUCAGCAUUUUGCAGCUCGUGAAGUACUUUACAACCGCCAGCAAUAAGCCUAAGAAUGGCGUGGUGCUUCUGCUAAACAAUGGUGAGGAGGAUUUUCUAAAUGGUGCUAAUGUCUUCAGUCAGCAUCCCAUGUCCAAGGUGAUCAGCAGUUUCCUCAAUCUUGAAGGAGCUGGUGCUGGAGGACGAGCCGCUCUCUUUCGAAGCACAGAUGGGGCUGUAACUCAAGCAUAUGCCAAAAGCCCUUAUCCUUUUGGCACAGCCACCUCUGAUGAUGGAUUCAAUCGAGGCUUGGUGCGUAGUCAGACCGACUAUGUUGUGUUCAACGGGAAACUAGGAUAUCGAGGCCUGGAUGUUGCCUUCAUUGGCCCUCGUGCCAGGUACCAUACCAACCAAGAUGACAGUCGUCAUACAGGCAGAAGUUCUUUAUGGCACAUGAUUUCGGCAGCUGUUCCCACGACCAAAGCCUUGACAGAGGCUUCUAUAACUACAAAUUAUGAACCUGGCCAUACUCCUGGGCACUCUGCCGUUUGGUUUGACAUUCUUGGCCGAGGAUUCGCCAUCUUGCGGACACAUACUUUCUUCGCACUUUCCGUCACCCUUUUGGUGGCAGGGCCGAUAUUUUUGGUUCUUACGUUGGCUCUUCUUUAUCGUGCCGAUAAGUUGUAUCUGUUCUCCGGCUCGAGAUCAUACCACAUGCCAAAUAGCGACGACACGGUUCAGCUUCAGGGCUGGCGUGGAUUCUUCCGGUUUCCACUAAUUCUACUCGUGUCUUGUGCGGUCCCAGUUGCUCUCGCCUACCUCCUGUUUAAGGAAAACCGGUUCAUCGCCCAUAGUAGUGAGUGGGCAGUAUGGAGCACAAUGGCAUCCUCCUUCAUCGUCGUGGCAUGGUUCCUUUGCAGAGCAGCGGACUUUGGAAGACCUUCGUCUUUAGCCCGUGCGUACGGCUUGUCUUGGCUGUGGGUCGGUUGGUGGGCUAUCUUGGUUGCCUCUACUGUGUUCGAGGAACACUUCCACCUUCUUGGGACAUACUUUGUUCUUAUUUACACUGCAUCCGUCUGCAUUGCAACCUGGCUGUCUUAUAUUGAGCUAUUCUCUUUGCCCAAAAAGUCAACAUACUGUCGGGGAAAACUUGGCGAAGAGUAUUCCUCGCCACGCUCAGCGAGUCCAAUUCGAGAAGACCAUGGUGCAUCAGCCUCCGGCCGGGAGGAUGACACAGGAGAAGAUGGCGAGGACGAGCCAACUGAAACCUCGAGCCUACUCAAGAACCGUGGCCGGUCCACAUUCAAAGGUUACAGCCGACCAGCCGAUGAACAGAGCCCCGAAUUAACAGGCAAGGAUGAAGACACCGAUGGCUAUGAAGAGCAAGAAUGGAGUAAAUCCCAGUGGACCUCAUGGUGGGUGGUACAACUUCUUGUGUUGGUGCCCGUCAACGUCAUUAUUGUUGGGCAAAUCGCACUGUACAUGACGGAAGGUCUUCAUCAGACAGGUCAGGAUGGCAGUUCCAUGUUCCUGGUCUAUAUCAUGAUGGCAGUUUCGACAAUAGUGCUUUUCUCACCACUGGUUCCAGUUCUACACCGCUUCACCUGGCACAUUCCGAUCUUCUUGCUUCUAGUCUUGGUUGGCAGCCUUGUUUACAACUUAGUUGCGUUUCCAUUCUCAGCCGACAACAGGGUCAAGCUCUUUUUUCAGCAACAAGUUGACCUCGAUACUGGCAAUAAUUCAGUGUCGCUACAAGGUGUUCCUCCAUUCUUGCAAGAUGCAAUCGCGCAAAUACCUAGCGCGGCCGGGCAGGAAUUGACAUGCGUAAAGGCAGGCCCUUACAACAGCCUCAGAAAGUGCUCCUGGACAGGACUAUCGCCUAAUGUCGUAAAUCCUGCCUCGGGAUUGCCUUCGGAGUUCAAGUACAAAAGCUGGGUCUCUUUCAACUCGUCUCGAGUCAAUGGUAGUGACAGUGACAACAAAGCACGUUUUGUGGUGUCCGGAAGGAACACUAGGGCAUGCCAGUUGAUUUUCGACACUCCCAUCACGGCGUUCAGUGUGCAAGGACAGGCGCCUCGGGACAAGAGGUACCCGCCGGUGCCGGAAGGUGGCAGCAAAGAAAUUCGUUUGUGGUCAAGAACAUGGGACCGUACCUGGACAGUAGAUGUGUCAUGGGAUAGCUCUGAGGACAAGAACGGAACCAUAGAGGGCAAAGUCGUUUGCCUAUGGAGCGACGCCAACCAGAAUGGCGCCAUACCUGCUUUUGACGAGGUACUACAUUAUGUACCUGACUGGGUUGCGAUUUCCAAGCUCGCUGAUGGUUUGGUAGAGGGUUAUAAAUGGUUCACGGUUCAGUAA
Messenger RNA from Exophiala aquamarina CBS 119918, 2898 nucleotides. RefSeq lists its product as uncharacterized. The transcript has a single exon. Gene Ontology annotation, molecular function: metalloexopeptidase activity. Lineage: Eukaryota; Fungi; Ascomycota; Eurotiomycetes; Chaetothyriales; Herpotrichiellaceae. Gene Ontology annotation, biological process: proteolysis. Bases 1 to 2898 code for a protein of 965 amino acids. The record is from RefSeq and is a predicted model, not a curated record.